This is a messenger RNA of Oryzias latipes (Japanese medaka), 937 nucleotides long. The record is from RefSeq and is a predicted model, not a curated record. NCBI's taxonomy places the organism in Eukaryota, Metazoa, Chordata, Actinopteri, Beloniformes, Adrianichthyidae.
CGGAAGAAGAAGAGAGGAGAUUCAGGAAGUAAAUAAACGAGGAAGUGCAGCUUUGGACCGCGGAAUUAGCUGCACCUGAUCUCCACAGAACCAGGUUCUGAUCAUUAUAAACAGCUUCAGAAUGUCCAAGAACACUGUAUCCGACCGGUUCCGAAAGGUAGACGUCGACGAAUACGACGAGAACAAGUUUGUGGACGAUGAAGAGGGAGGGGAGAACCAGACCGGUCCGGACGAGGCGGAGGUGGACUCGCUGCUGAGACAAGGGAACCAGAACGGAGCGCUGCGCGCAGUCCUGAAGAACCCUCCAGUCAACUCCAAGAACCAGAAUGCCAAAGAAGGAGUGCAGCAGCUGGUGGUCAAGGUGCUCUGCAGCUUUAAGGGCAGUGACAUAGAAAAGACGGUGAGCUCUUUGGACAAAGGUGAAGUGGACCUGCUGAUGAAAUACAUCUACAAGGGCUUUGAGAAGCCCUCGGACAACAGCAGCGCCACUCUGCUGCAGUGGCACGAAAAGGUUCUAGCAGUGGGAGGCGUCGGUUCCAUUGUCAGAGUUCUGACUGCUAGAAAAUCCGUCUGAUCCUCUCAGAACCAGCGGCUUCCUGCAACAUCUGGACUUUUCCUCCCGAACCAGAGCCAGGUGUCUUCAUCUUCCUCCUUUUCGCUCUGGCUGUGGUGUGCUGGCGUUCCAGCCAGCGUGCAGAGCCCUGCUUCGCUGUGGGAGCGCCCUCUGCAGCCCUGCUGAUGAACUGCAGUGUUCCUCUCACUUCUCCAGCAGCUCCUGGGGACCGAAGCUCUGCUGCUUCCCUCCUGUCCAGAGCAUGCUGGGACGGGACCUGAACUUCUGAACACACUCUUCUCUUUUUACUUUUCUACUUCCUCCAACCUCUAAACUGUUUUUUAUCUGAAGAAACGGGAACAAUAAAGCCUGUGGAAAUACGGA